Molecule: messenger RNA, 10545 nt
Organism: Branchiostoma floridae (Florida lancelet)
Lineage: Eukaryota; Metazoa; Chordata; Leptocardii; Amphioxiformes; Branchiostomatidae
Exons: 64
Coding region: 1-10071 (3356 amino acids)
Biological process (GO): negative regulation of canonical Wnt signaling pathway; canonical Wnt signaling pathway; non-canonical Wnt signaling pathway
Cellular component (GO): membrane
Molecular function (GO): Wnt-protein binding
Source: RefSeq, a predicted model, not a curated record
AUGAAGAAUAUUAUAGCUUCAGUCAUCACUGCUGCCAUAGUUUUAACAGGUGUAAGGCCAGCUAACGCUCAAGGGUGCUUCAGCCAUGACGGUGUGAGUCACAGCGUGGCGUAUGCAGGAACGUGUUACACCUUUUCCACGGCAACCGCGAAGUUUCUGGAAUUCCACGAUGUCAACUGUUAUGCGCUCGGCUUGCUGCCUGUGAAAGUCACCAGUGAGGAUGUCCACAAUGUACUCGUGAAACAGUUACUGUAUCUAGAUGGUCAACAGGGAGCCAGCGACCACUGGAUCGGACUGGCUUUCCUGAACGGAAACUGGACUUACGAUGACCUCGGAACGCAGCUACUUCCGGACGAUUACAACCAAUGGGCGAACGGCACGGACGUCGACGGUUUGAGCCAAAGUGGCGCAUGCGCAGCAAUGGUAUCACCGAGUUAUGACUGGGGAAUCAAAGCGUGUGUAGAGAGGAAGAGAUACAUCUGCCAGAAACGAAUAGAGCUUCCAAGUUGUUUCCAAAACGAGUCCGUCAGCACCAGCGUCGCCUAUCGGGAUGUCUGUUACACCUUUUCCUCGGAAAAAGCGAAGUUCCUCAACUUCCACGAUAUCAACUGCUAUGACCUUGGGUUGGAGCCCUCGAAGGUUAAGAGCGUCAUCACCCACAAUGUACUGCAGACACAUCUCCUGUACCAGGCUACUCUGGGGGACGCCCUGUCCUACUGGAUAGGCCUGGCCGUGGUGAACGGGAACUGGGCCUAUAAUGAUGAGGGGACCGAGCAGCUGGAGGACGAGAACAGCCAAUGGGCGAGCGGCACUGACGUAGCUGGCAACACCCGGCAAGGCGCAUGCGCACUCAUGGCACCACCAGGAUAUGACUGGGACAUCAAAGCCUGUGUGGAAAGACAUAAUUACAUCUGCCAAAAGGAUAUAGCAUUAACACCCUGUUACGACGAUGACAGCGGCGUGGUCAGUGCUCUGUAUAACGGUAAAUGCUACCUGAUUCCUCCUUCCGACGAACAAUUCAACCCCUAUCUGACUACUAGCUGCACCAGCUACGGCGCGGUUGCAGUUCUGGAUAAGGACUCCGACAUUCACGCCCUGCUGGUUCGUCUGAUCCAGAGGAACCAGAUUUCCGGGAGCGACGUCUGGAUAGGGCUGGCUUACACCAAUGAUGAAUGGACAUUCAAUGAUCAAACCACUCUUGGAAGUUUCGAGUCGUGGGCAGAUGGCCAGAACACCGCCAGUCCACAGAGACCAAACCUGUGCGUCGCCCUCGGAGAGUCCAACAACUUUGACUGGGUCAUCCAAGACUGCACGACGAGAAACAGGUUCAUCUGUGAACGGCUUCCACCAACACCAGAGCCUCCCACCACAGUUCCGGCUACUACAAUAGUGUGCUCUACGAUUCCAACGACGACUUCCGAGGUAUCAACAGCACCAAACACCACGCUGCAAUCACCAACAGCAGCAGCGUCAACCUCCACAGCAACAACUAGUCAGCAGGCUAACACAACUGCAGCAACAACUGCAAUAACCUCUCAACAACCUAACAUAACUGCAUCAACCGCUGAAACUACGACUCAAAAGGCAGACACCACCGCUGAUUCACCAACACCUGACGCUCUCACCACAGGUCCGUUUACUACAAUAGAAUAUUCUACGUUUCCAACGACGACUUCCGAGUUAUCAACAGCACCAAACACCACGCUGCAGUCAUCAACAGCAGCAGCAACAACUAUUCAGCAGACUAACACAACGGCUACAGCCCAACAACUUACCACAACUGUAUCGGCCGCUGAAACUACAACACAACAGCCAGACACCACUACUGAGCAAUGUACAAGAUUCCGAUGCUUCAGCGGCGAGUGCAUUUCCUUCGUCAAGUCCUGUAACGGAGUUCCGGACUGUAGUGAUGGCAGCGACGAGCACCCGGCAUUUUGUAUGAAUAAUGAAGUCUACGGUGUGUGUCGACCUAUCAGUCCUACAGUAGACUUCAUUUGUACCCAUCUUUUGCCGUAUGAGAACACAUCGUUACCGAACUACCUAAACCACACCACAGAGACAUCGUCUUUGCAAGCUGCAUUUGCCCUGAACCAAGCGUCAGGAUGUCAUCCUUCAUUUACAUUCCUCAUGUGCACGACAGUGUUUCCAAAGUGCGAGGAUGACCAGCUAGUCCCGCCAUGCCGAGAACUGUGUGAUGAAGUUCGGACCAGUUGUGAAGCUUCACUGCAAGCUGUCGGGGAAGAAUGGCCAAGAAACUGCUCAGAUCUGCCGAGCAGGGAUGACGCGGAAUGUCUUGAGCCAACAACUUCUGGUACAUGUGAACCAUUUCCACAAGCAUUUCAGGCCAUAUGUGAACCCCUCACCGGAUACAACGCUACAUCAUUCCCGAACUCCUUCGGACAUCUGUCGUUCAAUCAGAUGAUAACCUCUCGAGAGUACUUCCUAUUCGGGGCGAUUUUAAGCAAUAUAUCAACAAGCUGCUACCCAGGUGCCUUUACAGCGCUCUGUAGGAUGUUCAUGCCUCAAUGUGAAAAUGGCACCCAGAUCCAGUUUUGCAGGAGCGCCUGUGAGGGGAUCAACGCAAGCUGCGCGCCGGUUGGACUAGAGUUACCAUUUUCAUGUGACGUAUUUCCCAGCCAGGACGACGAUCCAACUUGUUUUCUGGUCGAUCAGGAACCAGGAUGUGAACCCAUCCGGUACAGCCGAUGCAUGGGCCUGUCGUACUCCCAAACAUCCUUCCCGAACCUCUACCAAGUGCCGAAUCAAGACUUAGCUCUUCAGUUUGCCCCGUCACUGUUCCCAACAUUCGACCCUAUCAGUGACUGUCAUCCGGAUCUGAAUUUCUUCCUGUGUUCGAUUUUCUUUCCCCAGUGUACGUCAGAAGGACAAAUACUUCCAUGCCGCUCCUUAUGUUAUGAGAUUAACGCCACAUGUGGGGAACGGGCUCUGGCCGCCGGCAUUGGAUGGGAUGCUUCCAUCUGUCCUCGUCUGCCUGAAAACAACUGCUCUUUACCAAAUGCGUCAAGAACUACAACCCCAGCAGGCACAACCAGCCUUCGUCCUUCAACACCGACACCUACCCCUCGUACAGGUACAUGUGAACCAUUUCCACAAGCAUUUCAGAGCUUUUGUGGAAACUUCACCGACGCCAGGUACAAUGCUGUGUCAUUCCCGAACUCCUUUGGUCAUCAGUCGUUCCAGGAGAUGCUAACCUCUCGAGAGUACCUCCUCAUCCAAUCGGUCCUCAGCAACACAUCGCUAAGCUGCUACACAAUCACCAUCACAGCCUUUUGUAGGAUGUUCAUGCCGCAAUGUGAGAAUGACACACAGAUACAGUUGUGCAGGAGUGUCUGCGAGGAACUGGACACAAGAUGCACCCCGGAUGGACAGAGUUUACCAUUCUCGUGCAACGUACUACCCACCCAGGUCGACGAUCCGACCUGCUAUCAGCAGCAAAGAGGAGUAUGUGAACCAAUGCCAACGGAAUUUCGGUCUGUAUGCGAACCUCUAACCGGAUACAAUACUGUAUCAUACCCCAACUCCUUUGGACAUUUUUCAUAUCUGGAGAUUGUAUCAUCUAGAGAGUUCAACAAUUUCGGAUCAAUACUUGGCAACAUUUCAGCAAGCUGCUACUCAAACGUCCGUACAGUCUUUUGUAGGAUGUUUGUGCCUCAGUGCGAGAACGACACGCAGAUACAGUUGUGCAGGAGUGUCUGCGAGGAAAUCAACGCCAGCUGCACGCCGGUUGGAUUAGGUUUGCCAUUUUCAUGCGACGUAUUUCCACACCAGGACGACGAUCCCACCUGCGUUCAGGUCAUAGAACCAGAAUGUGAGCCCAUCCGGUACAGCCGUUGUAUGGGUCUGUCGUACUCCCAAACAUCCUUCCCGAACCUCGUCCAGUGGCCCAGUCAAGGUUUUGCUCUUCAAGCAGCCCCGACAGUGUUUCCGUCAUACGAUAACAUCAGUGACUGUCAUCCGGACUUCAAUUUCUUCUUGUGUUCAAUUUUAUUCCCCCAAUGCACAUCUGAAGGACAACUACUUCCAUGUCGCUCAUUUUGUUAUGAGAUAAAUGAGACAUGUGGGGAACGAGCUCUGAUCCUCGGUCUGGACUGGCAGGACUCCAUUUGUCCAACUCUUCCUGAAGAGGAGUGCCUUCUACCAGAAGCACCCCCAGAUUGCCAACCAAUACCGUUCGACCGUUGUCAGAACAUGUCCUACUCCGAAACGUCCUUCCCGAACUGGCUCGGCUGGCAGGGACCAGAAGACGCCGUGGCCAAUGCGACAUUGAUAUUUGGAGCUCUGGACCAGAUUUCUGACUGUCACAAGGACUUGGACUUGUUCCUGUGCUCACUGUACUUCCCAUCGUGCACAGAGACUGGGCCCAAAUUCCCUUGUCGUUCUUUCUGUGAUGAGGUAAACAGCGCGUGCGCAGUAGAUGCCCUUACCUCUGGUAUCCCAUGGGACAUUGCCGGCUGUGCCAAUCUUCCUGCAAGCAGCUAUGAAGAAGGAUGCAUCGUUCCUGAAGGACCGUUGGAGUGCGUACCAAUACCGUUCGACCGUUGUCAAAACAUGUCCUACUCCGGCACGUCCUUCCCGAACUGGCUCGGCUGGCAGGGACCAGAAGACGCCGUGGCGAAUGCGACAUUGAUAUUUGGAGCUCUGGACCAGAUUUCUGACUGCCACAAGGACUUGGACGUCUUUCUGUGCUCAUUGUACUUUCCAUCUUGCACCCUGGCGACUGGAGUCAAGUUUCCCUGUCGUUCUUUCUGUGAUGAGAUAAAUAACGCAUGCGCAGUGCCCGCCCUUUCCGCUGGUAUUCCGUGGGACACUUCUGGCUGCACCACGCUGCCGGCAAGUAGCUAUGGGGAGGACUGCAUCGCUCCUGAAGCGACGAGCGAUGACUGGCCGUACGAAUGUUACGGAUCUCCUGGAAGCUGUGUGGGUGCUUGGCAGUUCUGUGAUGGAGACAGCUUCUGUCCAUUUAAUGACGAUGAAUACGAGCCUUUAUGCAGUAACUAUACGUGCGUGCCCAUGGAGCUUGAGUUCUGCCAGAAUGAAGUUCCCUACAACAGAACGACGUUUCCAAACUACCUUGGGCAGCAGAAUGUGACGAUGAUUGAGGAAUCCGACAUACAUGCAAAUGUGUCUCUUCUAGCCGACACGGCGUGCCACGAAUACGUGAAAUUCCUAUACUGUCAUAUGGCGGUUCCUGAGUGCGUCAAGGAUGGUGUGCGGGGCCAGCCCCUAUGCCGUACUGUGUGUGAAGAGGUCAGACAAUCCUGCUCCGCGGAGAUACAAGAGAUUGGGUUCGAGUUUACAAAGAGCACCUGUGACGGCAUCUUUCCAGAUUCUGUUCAGAAGGAUACAUGCAAGCUGAUAAAAGAAUUUGACUGCUCAUUCGAUGUGGACUCGUGUGGGUGGCUGGCCGGCAACUACAGUCAGGUUGAGAUGCUGAAACCAAGAAACGACUCUGAAUUUGGUAUGUAUUUUUCUUUGGAUGGAGUAUCGUCAAAGCCAACAAGCCCGGCCAUGUACACGGACAACAAGUGCUUGAAGUUGGACUAUUGGCUGAGAGGUGACGGCAGUAAGUUAACCGUGUACGUGUCUGGACCGGGAAAUAGUAUCUUCUUCACGUGGCGACAAUCUGAGGAUGAUGGAAUGGGGUGGUCAUCACUCAGUCUGAACAUCAACAAAGGAUGGCCAUGGUUCAAGGUGUCUUUGGACGCGUACGUGGCCGUUGGCGGGAAAGUGGGUGUUGAUGAUGUCACUCUGUCGGACGGCUCGUGUGAAGGACAAGUUUCUCCUGGAUGUGAGGAAAUAGAGUUUGUGCGUUGCUUGGCUAUGCCCUACAACUUCACCACCUACCCUAAUCUGCUCGGCUGGGACAAAGAUCUCGCCCUUUCCAUCGCCCCCGGAACCUUCCAGGCGUUUGACCAGAUCGCAGACUGCCAUCCUGACUUAGAGUUUUACCUCUGCUCGGUGAUCUUCUCUGAAUGUACACCAAAAGGAUUGAGGCUUCCAUGCCGCUCGUUCUGUGAGAACGUCACCGCUGCUUGCGCAGCCAGGGCGAAUGCGAUCGGCCUCAGAUGGGAUCCAAAUGGCUGUCUCGGUUUUCCCGAAGCCAAUGAACCACAGGACUGUGUUGCUCCAGAAGCAGGAUGUGAGCCCAUCUUGUACAGCGAAUGCAUGGACCUGUCGUACUCCCAAACAUCCUUCCCGAACCUCGUCCAGUGGCCCAGUCAUGGCUUUGCUCUCCAAGUUGCCCCAACAGUGUUCCCGUCAUACGACAACAUCAGCGACUGUCAUCCGGAUUUCAAUUUCUUCUUGUGUUCAAUUUUGUUUCCAAAAUGCACAUCUGAAGGACAAGUACUUCCAUGUCGCUCAUUUUGUUAUGAGAUAAAUGAUACAUGUGGGGAACGAGCUCUGGCCCUCGGUCUGGAUUGGCAGGACUCCAUUUGUCCAACUCUGCCUGAAGAAGAGUGCCUUCUACCAGAAGUUGCUCCAACAACUGCACCAACGGCUGACCUUGAUAGACAGAAUAGGGAGGACUUUGCUAAUGACUUAGUUCAAGUUCUUAAAGGCCGCCUGGGUGUCGUGAGAAAAGUACUGCGUAGUGAAAUAGCACUCAAUCGGCCAUGGUUACGAGCGUACCUGAAUCACAGCUCUCAGGAGUUCAAAGAACUUAAGGCUGAGAUCAAGGAAAAUGCGAGGCAAGCUUUUAGGAAUCUCAGCGAUGACCUGCUUGGCGUGUCAGUGAUGUCAUUAAGACAAGGUAGUGUUAUCGCCGAUCUGAUAAUUGCUACAUCUUCCAACAACCUGGAUGACCUGGCCGAUACUUUACAAAAUGCUGUGUCUUCAGGAUCAUUCGGAAACCUCACAGUUACCAACGCCUCUUUUACAGUGGAGCAAUUUGAUUUUGUACUGGAGGGCAUCCUUUAUCUAUAUGACACUCCUUGGAGAGAUGCCUACGCCAAUGUCAGUUCACCGGACUAUGAAGAAUUACACAAUGACGUUCACUUAAACGUGUUGGAGGAGGCACUACAUCUUGAAGACGCCUCUGUUGCUCUUGUCAAGAACUUCACGGAAGAGAACGGAUACGUCUUGGCAGAUCUGCUCAUUUUCAUGCCGAACCGCUCUGUGGCCAUCCAGAAGUACAGCGCGUUGAUUGCUGCCAAUAGGACGGGGAGGUUUGGGGAUCUCAACGGAACGCUCUUCCAUCUCGACGACCCUAGGGAGGCAACAACUAUUCCUCCUACAGAAGAAGCAACGGCCGCUCCUGCUACAGAGGAGGCAACAGCUCCAUCCACUUCAGAAGAAGCAACAUCUCCUCCCGCUACAGAGAAAGCAACAACUCCUCCUGCUACAGAGGAAAUAACAGCUCCUCCUGCUACAGAGGAAGUAACAGCUCCUCUUGCGACAGAGGAUGUAACAGCUCCUCUUGCGACAGAGGAUGUAACCACCACUCUUGCUACAGAAACAACAGCUCUUCCCCCAACAGAAGAAGCAACAGCUCCUCCCGCUACAGAGGAAGAAACAGCUCCUCCCCCAACAGAGAAAGUAACAGCUCCUCCUGCUACGGAGGAAGCAACAGCUCCUCCCGCUACAGAGGAAGAAACAGCUCCUCCCGCUACAGAAGAAGCAACAGCUCCUCCUGCCACAGAGGACUUAACAGCUCCUCCCGCUACAGAGGAACCAACAGCUCCUCCCGCUACAGAGGAAGAAACAGCUCCUCCAGCUACGAAGGAAGUAACAGCUCCUCUCGCUACGGAGGAAGCAACAGCUCCUACCGCUACAGAAGAAGCAACAGCUCCUCUUGCGACAGAUGAAGCAACAGUUCCUCCCCUAACAGAGGAACCAACAGCUCCUCCCGCUACAGGAGAAGCAACGGCCGCUCCUGCUACAGAAGAAGCAACAGCUCUUCCCGCUACAGAGGAACCAACAGCUCCUCUCGCUACAGAAGAAGCUACGGCCGCUCCUGCUACAGAAGAAGCAACAGCUCCUCCCGCUACAGAGGAAGUAACACCUCCUAUUGCGACAGAGGAAGCAACAGCCACUCCUGCUACAGAGGAAGCUACAGCAACUCCUGCUACGGAAGAAGCAACAGUAACUGUUGCUUUUGCCACGGAGGAAGCAACUGAUGAAACAUCUGUUUUGCCAACUUUGCAAAGAAGCACCGUUGCCCCAACAACUGCACCAACGGCUGACCUGGGCAGACAGAAUAGACAAGACUUUGCAAGGGAUUUAGUUCAAGUUCUUAAAGACAGCCUGGGUGUCGUGAGAAAAGUACUGCGGAGUGAAAUGUCGCUCUCCCGGCCAUGGUUACGAGCGUACCUGAAUCACAGCUCGCAAGAGUUCAAAGAUCUUAGAGCUGAGAUCAAGGAAAAUGCGAGGCAAGCUUUUAGGAAUCUAAUUGAUGAGCUCCUUGGUGUAUCAGUGAAGUCUUUAAGGCAAGGUAGUGUUAUCGCCGAGCUGAUCAUUGCUACAUCUUCCAACAACCUGGACGACCUGGCCGAUACUCUACAAAAUGCUGUGUCUUCAGGAUCAUUCGGAAACCUCACAGUUACCAACGCCUCUUUUACAGUGGAGCAAUUUGAUUUUGUACUUGAGGGCAUCUUUUAUCUUUAUGACACUCCUUGGAGAGAUGCCUACGCCAAUGUCAGCUCAACGGACUAUGAAGAAUUACACAAUGACGUUCACUUAAACGUGUUGGAGGAGGCACUACAUCUUGAAGACGCCUCCGUUGCUCUUGUCAAGAACUUCACGGAAGAGAACGGGUACGUCUUGGCAGAUCUGCUCAUUUUCAUGCCGAACCGCUCUGUGGCCAUCCAGAAGUACAGCGCGUUGAUUGCUGCCAAUAGGACGGGGAGGUUUGGGGAUCUCAACGGAACGCUCUUCCAUCUCGACGAUCCAAGACCCUUCCAGUUUGAACCUUGUUUUGCGAAUAUGUUUCAAUUUUCAUACGGUUACAACGGCAUCUGUUACGUUUUCGUCAACGAGAGUCUUGGUGCGAGCACAAACUUCGAAGACUUCAACAACGCCUGUGGUCGACUCGGUGGCAUACCUGUGUACGUGACAGACAACGUCACUCAUCACUUCUUGGUCUUCGUCAUCCAAAACGACAACUCACUCACUGGAUCUGCUUUCGGCGUCGGGGUUCAGUGGAACGCUGGGACAGCCGUGUGGGAGUACAUGGACAACUCAGACGUGCUGAUAGAGGAACUGUGGGUGGAUACGUACGAUCCAGCGACAAACCCGCCCAUCACGGACCACUGUGCGGUGAUGAGUCCAACAGGGACCCCGAUCUACGGAUGGGACCCGGCACCGUGUGAAGAUUUUGAUGGAUACAUCUGUCAAUUGGCAAUCCCUGCCACAACACCGCAACCAACAGCGCCUGCAAUGCCAGAGUUCGAUAUCGAGCCUUGCCUGACUGAUGACUUCACCAACGGGUACGGGUACAACGACGUGUGCUACUUGUUCUUUAACGAGAGCGUCGGUAGCGGCAGAAACAUCAACUUCGAAGACUUUGAAAAUGCUUGCGAUGACGUCGGCGCUGUGCCAGUCUACGUCAGCAACAGAACAACGCACGGAUUCCUCGCGUUCAUCAUCCAAAUGGCGAAGAAUUCCUCCCUCAACGGUACUGCUUACGGCGUCGGCGUUCGGUAUGACCCUCCCUCAGAGGCUUGGGAGUACUCCGACGGAUCAGAGGUUUUGAUCGACGAGCUGUGGGUUGACAGCUUCAACCCUGCGAGUAGGCCGACCCAGCUGAGGUUUUGUGCCGCCAUGGAUCCAUCAGGAACCCCUCCAUACGGAUGGAACCCUGAGGUCUGUGCAGAUCUACAAGGAUACAUCUGUCAAAAGCCGAUCCCACCCCCAGCAAUAGACUGUUUGGCGGGAUCCUUCGUGAUGCUAGAAAACAACGAUGACAUUCUUAUGGACCAGGCAGCAUACGCAACAGCCGCAAACAACAUUACAUCCCAGCUUAUAGACUUAAUAGGUGACAUCGAGGGUUAUACAGACUUGGAGGUAGCUAUGCUGCUAGACGAGGAUGAAGAGGGCAGUGAAAAUAACUAAACGUAUCAAUACUUAGACGUAGACUAUACAAAAUUGAUGAAGAAAUAUUGUACAGGGAUUACUUUUCAAUGUUAUACAGGUAUUACCAUUAAUUUUCAGAUAUCUCUUCAGCUUGUGUAAAAUGAAAGUUGUAUUUCAAUUCUAAAUCGUUUAUAUAUUUUUAUCUCUUCUUUAAGACAUAAAUGGUUUUCUUACAUUUCUCGAUGAAUGCAACAAAAGUGCUCAAGUAUAUACAGUAGCCUUACAUGUAAGUUUGAGACUUGAUCCAACCAUGUUGUCAACCUUCAUGAAUAAAUUAUUCAUAUACAUAUAGAUUUUUAAGUACUCAUAGCUAUAAGCAUAUUACUCUAAGUAGUGAAUUCCAAACUUACAGUUGGAGCAUUGUUUACAAACCGCAGUCAAAAAUGUUUUAUUUGAUAUACUUGAUAUACGCUACCUAAAACGCCAAACAAAAAAUAAAACGAUGCAUCCGGA